AGGCAGUGGCAACGGCGGCGGCGAGAGGAUGAACAACAAGUUCGACGCAUUGAAAGAUGAUGACAGUGGGGACCAUGAUCAGAAUGAAGAAAACAGCACACAGAAAGAUGGUGAGAAGGAAAAAACGGAACGAGACAAGAGUCAGAGCAGCAGCAAGAGAAAGGCUGUUGUCCCUGGGCCGGCAGAACACCCCCUGCAGUAUAACUACACCUUCUGGUACUCCAGGAGAACCCCCGGCCGUCCCACCAGCUCACAGAGCUAUGAACAGAAUAUCAAACAGAUUGGCACCUUUGCCUCUGUGGAGCAGUUCUGGAGGUUUUAUAGCCACAUGGUACGUCCCGGGGACCUGACAGGCCACAGUGACUUCCAUCUCUUCAAAGAGGGAAUUAAACCCAUGUGGGAGGAUGAUGCAAAUAAAAAUGGUGGCAAGUGGAUUAUUCGGCUGCGGAAGGGCUUGGCAUCCCGUUGCUGGGAGAAUCUCAUCCUGGCCAUGUUGGGGGAGCAAUUCAUGGUUGGGGAGGAGAUCUGUGGGGCUGUAGUCUCUGUCCGGUUUCAGGAGGACAUUAUUUCCAUAUGGAAUAAGACUGCUAGCGACCAAGCCACCACAGCCCGAAUCCGGGAUACGCUUCGGCGAGUGCUUAACCUACCUCCCAACACCAUUAUGGAAUACAAAACCCACACCGACAGCAUCAAGGCCUGGGAGGAGUUUCAUGGCCUGGUGAACAGCAGCGGCCGCUGAUCGGACGCUCCCCCUCUGUCUCUCACACUCAGGGGACAAUUCAAGCUUUCGAAAUACAAAAAUUACAUUGUGAAAGUACACAAGCUGGCAAUAAUCCUUUUCUGUAUGUGUGUGUUGUCCGACAUGGAUGGGAGGUCUCCGGCUGGCCCUUCCAUCUGCUCACUGAAGGGCCGUCCCGGAGCCGUGUGCUCCCCUUUUGCACUCAUUCCUGGAGGACGGAUUCCGCUAGACACCCUCCAGCAUCGCUGACUUUAUAAAGCGGAAAAAACGGAAAACGUGACUUUGUAAUAGAAAAACUUUUUUUUUAACGGGGUUCUGUGGGGGGAGUUCAGCCUUUCGUUUUGCUGUGUGCUGUCGAGAUGCCUCCCGGGCACUCUGUCGUGCUCUCCUCUGCUGCACGAAGGGCAUCGUGACCACGUGUACAAGCUAGAGCUGUCAACUGAGAGUGAUCAGUAUUAUGAAUGUUUGUGCAUGCAGGAAAAGCUUUUUGUUGGAGAGUCCCAGAAUAGCUAUAAAUGCUCUCUUCUAGA
Molecule: messenger RNA, 1269 nt
Organism: Hippopotamus amphibius kiboko
Lineage: Eukaryota; Metazoa; Chordata; Mammalia; Artiodactyla; Hippopotamidae
Gene: EIF4E2
Product: eukaryotic translation initiation factor 4E family member 2
Exons: 8
Coding region: 29-739 (236 amino acids)
Biological process (GO): translational initiation
Cellular component (GO): eukaryotic translation initiation factor 4F complex; cytoplasm
Molecular function (GO): RNA 7-methylguanosine cap binding; translation initiation factor activity
Source: RefSeq, a predicted model, not a curated record